AAUGUGACGCUCAGUCGAUCGUAAAUUCGCGUUUGUGCGCAAGUCUGAUAGUGAGCUCCGUUUGAGGAGAGUCCCCAGCUUCGACAAAAUGAGACUAAUACUUGUCCUAUGUCUCGGGACGUUUGUUUCAUCUGCACCAGCACCUCAGAGAAUAAGGCAAAUUGAUUUCUUGUGGCAAAAUAGUCAGGACGAUGAGACUCCUGCUUCAGUGCAACCGGUUGAGCAGAGUACCGUUGAGCCAAAGGUCACGGCCACAAAGAUAACCGAUCCUCGUAAAUCUGUUCCAGUGCGCGAAGAAGAAGAAGAAGAGGAAGCAGAUGUCCAAGAGGAAACACGUGAACCCAGUCCUACAGCAAGUCCCCUGAACUCAGAACAAGAAAAAUCUGUUGAUGAGCCAGACGAUAGUGAAAACAGUGAACGAAACGAAGAUGCUAGUAGUGAACGAAAUCAGGAAAAUGAAGAUCAUACUGAAGCAGUAGAAGAAGGAACAACGGAACGUGCCAUAAUCGAUACUACGAUACGAGUGUAUGACGAAGAAGAAGAAAAUGACAAGAAUACUGAAAAGGAAGAAGAACAUACGGAACACGAACAAAAACAAGAACAAGCAGAGGAUCAGGAACCGGAACAGGAGCAGCAACAAUUAUCCAACCAAGAAGACGAAAAACAAGGACAAGGGCAGCAGACUGACUUGAGGAGUGACAGCUAUCAAUACGACGAUGAAAGUUUCGAAAGGCAGUUGCAAGAAGAUCGAACGGAAAGCCAGAUGACCACCACAGUUCCUCCUGAGUCUAACCCUGAAAUAACGGUUACAGAUGCAGGCUUCGACAUUGAAGUGAAGGGUGGCACACUUGUAGUAGACAAGGACACAUUUGAAAACUUGAAUCGUGAAAAGCCAGGUUUUCAAAACUGGCACCACCAUGAUUUCAACGGUUCUUUCGACUUCCAUGGACCACACCAUCACCGCGGGCAUAGCGGUGAUGGUCACCGAGGACCACCCCAUAAUCACCCUGGACCUCACGGAGAUGGUCCCUUUGGUUUUGCAUUUCAUGGACCGCCUUUCCAUGGACACCAAUUUGACGGACCCCCACCACCAUGGGUGCAUAACCAUCGAUUCCAUCCUGAUCACCCCCAUGAUUUAAAAUUCGAAUUCAAAGGUCAUGGAGGAUCCAAGGGAUACCCAUUCCAAGACAACAUGUUUCAUCGAAGGGAUGCAUUUUGGCCGUCAUGGAAAACUGCACUUUCUUCGGAGGAAGAAUUGCCCACCAAAGUGAAUAACCUUUCGGAACAGUGACCCAAGAUGACUGCCUUGGACUAUAAACUAUAUCGUUGAUGAUUGAUCUUGAUAUGAUUAUUUAUAUUACUACUAGGCUGUACUUCAAUGUAAAUGACUAAUUAAGAAUGAAACAGCGUGUUUGUCGGAUGUUUGAAUGCUGGUUUCUAAUCAAGUGGCGCUCUCCUUCAUUGCGGAGCUAAGCGAGGCGCGGAAAACUAGUUCAGUCGCAAAACGGAAGGUUUCAUAAAAGUGAUCAGUUUGAGAAGGAAUGUUAGAGUUGUAUGAAUCAUAUGUGUCAGCAAUGGAUUAAACAUACUGGAGUGGAAUAAAUUAAAGCCUAACCGUUUCAGCA
Aedes aegypti (yellow fever mosquito) is the source of this 1625-nucleotide messenger RNA. RefSeq lists its product as uncharacterized. Bases 89 to 1291 code for a protein of 400 amino acids. Lineage: Eukaryota; Metazoa; Arthropoda; Insecta; Diptera; Culicidae. The record is from RefSeq and is a predicted model, not a curated record. The transcript is spliced from 2 exons.